Molecule: messenger RNA, 4689 nt
Organism: Sycon ciliatum
Lineage: Eukaryota; Metazoa; Porifera; Calcarea; Leucosolenida; Sycettidae
Product: transcription factor Zelda-like
Exons: 4
Coding region: 475-3984 (1169 amino acids)
Biological process (GO): regulation of transcription by RNA polymerase II
Cellular component (GO): nucleus
Molecular function (GO): DNA-binding transcription factor activity, RNA polymerase II-specific; RNA polymerase II cis-regulatory region sequence-specific DNA binding
Source: RefSeq, a predicted model, not a curated record
CCCUGGACGGGGCAAGGCUCGACAAAAUUCAGCGUUUCUCCGGGUCGCCGAAACAGAAGAACAAGGUCCCGAGGAAGACCUUGAUGAAGAUAAGUUAUCGACGCUGCAAUAGAAUAAAGUGGCGAAAGACGGACGGAAACGGCAACAGGAUUGUUCUGGUGAGCUAAGUAUAGACUGCCGUUUCUCCACCCUUUCCUAGCGGCGAAGGCUUGCCUGUCAGACCAGCUCACUGCCAACACACUGGCUGAUGUAUUUUCGGCUACGAACUAAACAACGUGGUCAAGGAACCAGCUCAAACUUGCUGUUGAACUUCGCAAGGGGCGGGAGGAAUUUAGAUUGAUUCACAGCUCGUUUCGGAGCGGGACAACUCCAGCUUGAACGUAGCGGUAUCCGGCCUGGGCCUUUGCUUGGACGUCGCACGCCGACGAGGAUUGCAAUCUCUCGAAACUAUAAAGAUCAGUCACAACGCUCAACAUGUCCAAAAAUCUGAAACAAAGUAGUCAACGACUUGCAGCGGCUACGGGACAAGGAGGAAAGGGAUUACCACCACUUGCCGGUGCCAGCAAGAGGAACGACAACAGUGCGCGAUACCCCACAGAUUUGCCAGUGCAGCCAGCAACAGCAUAUCACGGAGGGAAUCUUCCAGGAUUCAAGCGUGAAACAGCGCAUCACCUACCGCUACAGUCACCCGCGCAAACUCCGAGCAGCUCACACCGUGCUCAGGAUCGACCACGCUACCUGCCCUCAGAGUCAUUAGCCUCUCCUCAGUGGCCAGGCCCUCAAGACAGUACACACAGUAACUAUACAAGUCUACCGGCAAUAACAAGGCCAGCCAGCCAGCAGCAGCAGCAUCACCAGCAGUAUACGCUACACAAUCAACCCAGCCAAUCAUAUCCAAGUGCAAGCCAUGGGAAUUUCUCAUCUCAGAAGUUGACCACACCAGUAACAGGUCAACAUCAGCAUCAGCAGCCGCACCAUCACCAUCACCACCAUCACCAACAACAGCAGCAUCCAGUACUUGAUAGCUACGGUGGAGGUAGUUUGACGUGUGCUUCGCCAGCAACCUCAGUACUCACAGAGCUGCUGCCACCAGCAGCAGGGGGACGGCUUCCCGUGGACAGAGGUCAAAUCAUUGACACCACCAAGCAAGCAUUCCCCUAUCCUGGAAUGACAGCAACGCAGCAGCAUCAGCUCACAGCAGAACAACAGCAGCAGCAGCAACAGCAGCAACCACAACACGGCCAGCUCCAGCAUUCCCAGGCAGCAGCCCCCCAUCACCAUCACCAACAGCAGUCAGUAUCAGGUCACGCAUCUACCUUGCCGCCGCUUGCUGGCGAGCCGAGAACAGUAGCACGCCUAUCACAUGCCGGUGCGGUUCAGGCUCUAGCUGGUGAUACACUGGGACAAGCUGCCUACAGUGGUGAGCCGCAGACCACCGGACUAGCACUGCCUAGCAUCAGUGCUUCUAGUCAAUUCCCUGCCAUGUUCCCGACUACAGACACUCUAAGUACAUUGGACUCCAGCCUCACAGCCAGCACAGCACUACCUCCGUUCCUUACUGCCGCUAGCCACGCUGGCGGUGUAGCGGGCAAUUUGACGGCCACGACGGGAUUGUCCGGUGUGGCGUCUCCGUCUUCACUUCAACUGCGUCAGCUCAUCCAGGCCUACGGCCUACUGUCGCCGUCCACAUUCUCUCGGGCCGUGUGCAAGCGUGGCCACUCCAUCUCACCACUCUCAGACCUUAUUCCAGGCGACCUGAUGAACUCCCUUGUCCGUGGCUCUCCCAUGCCACUGGUGGCACUCGAUGCAAGUACUGGACAGCAACUUCACCUUAGCCAAAUCCAGCAACACCAACAGCAGCAGCAGUCAUAUCCUGCUGGCACGACCAUGGCACAAGCCACUCUCCCACAACAGCCUGGUCAGCAGCGGCCAGUGACAGUGGAUAUGGCAGUGGUGACUGCAUCCAACAGCAACAACAACAACCAGAGGUAUGUCACGCAACAACAGCAGCAGCAUGCUGGUGGUGGUGGGCAUGAAGAAAGCAUGGUGAUUGGUAGCAGUGACAUGCAUCAGGACGUGGCUAUGCUGCACAACACUGCUGCUGCUGCCACUACUGUAGCAAUGAGCAGUGCAGAGUCAUAUGCACACGGUCAUGCGCCGCCAACAGUACACUACACAGGAGCAAGCAACGACGGCAACGACAUGGGACAGUUGUCUCCUCCAAACGCACAGUACCCUCCUCAUCAUCCAAUGGUCACUAACAACAUCAGUGUCAAUGUCCAGACCACAGUCACGGACACCUCACCAUACGAGCACAUGACACCUCAGAUUAGCCAGCCACACCACCACCACCACCAGCAGCAGCAGCAAGAACAGCAUCACCACCAGCACCAGCACCAGCAGCAGCAGGAGCAGUCAGCAGCGCAUCAGUCAAUGAUGGGUCAUGACGGUGGACACUACGACUACCCCGUGCAUGUGGACAUCAACAGUUCGUCGCAGUGCACCGUACCGGGCUGUACGCAAUGCGGCCCCAUGAUGUCCAUGCAUCAUCACAGUGUAGCAAUGAUGCAGCACUGUCCGCCGGCACCGGAAGAGUACCUUGUGGAGAUGCAGGUAUGUCGCUGGUCCAAUUGCCUGAUGCAGUUCCCUGACCAGGAAGAUCUGGUUCAGCACAUUGAGAAGAUGCACAUUGACCAGCGGCACAGCGACGACUACAUCUGCCUGUGGACCGGCUGCUCUCGUCAGCAGAAGCCGUUCAAUGCACGCUACAAGCUGCUGAUUCAUAUGCGUGUCCACUCUGGCGAAAAGCCGAACAAGUGCACGCAUGAUGGCUGUGACAAGGCGUUCUCUCGCCUGGAGAACCUCAAGAUUCACAUGCGUUCCCACACUGGAGAGAAGCCGUAUCCUUGCCAGCACCCUGGAUGCACAAAGGCGUUUUCCAACUCGUCCGACCGUGCCAAGCAUCAGCGCACGCACAUUGAGCAGAAACCCUAUGCAUGCACCCAUCCCGGCUGCACUAAGCGUUACACGGAUCCCAGCUCACUUCGCAAGCAUUCCCGCACUCACACCAAGGACAUGCAGGCAGCAAGGAAGAAGAUCAAACUUGACGACACACUGGGCUCAACAGAGAAUGGUAUUGAAGGUCUGGACAGCCUCCUCUCCAUCCAGUCUCUUAGCCAUGGCAGUCCGAAGGGCACCACCAUGGCAGGCACGUCGGACAUGUCCGCUGUCAACUCGCCCAGUGCAGCCAGCCAGCACAUGCCCAACGUUUCACUGAUGAGCCUCGGAUCGCCGCGCGAGUCCAUGCCCGGAGGCUCCUCCGCCGGCAUGCCAUCGCCCUUGAAGUUGUCCGCGUCGAAUCGUCUGGGUCACCCCUCGCUGGACCAGGGCUCGUCCGUUGGCACUCCGAUGACUUCCACACCACAUCACACUCUACCACCAGCUUCACUGAAUCGCCACCAACCAUUGCCCCACAUCGGCGGCGACAUGUCCCCUGUCACCACUAGUGCUGCUAUGCACAUGAACACCAGUCCAGCAUCCUACCCGUCACAGUUCACCUUUGACACUAGUGGACAGCAGCAGCGACGACACGAAGAAAGCCUCCAUCCCAACAGUCGACCGUACAUGACACCGAGCUCUACUGCUCAUCGCAGGUCUCCAAACGCAAGGUCCUACGGCAGUGGCAUGCGAGUGAAGAGCUUUUCGGGCAAUGAAAGUGGACUGGGAGCAUCGGCCAUGGACGGUUCUCUCUCAAUGAUGCCUCCCGGCCAUGGUCAUGGUGGUAGCAGCAUGCAGGUGACAUCUUCUGCCACGGGACAGCCAGCCGCCCCACAGCAACAGCACCCGAGGGCACGCAGAGCGUACCAUCAGCAACCACAGCACCACCAUCACCAGCAGCAGCAGCAACAGCAGCAACCUGCUUCGAAUAAACAUGAUGAUCAAGAUCUCGGUUACUCCAGCACUGAAGAGUUCCAAAUCGUCUAGCGGACACAAAGUGACGAAAAUUGUUGACGUAACCGAAUAGCUUUGCAUGACAUGACGUAACCGUAUAGCAUAACCGCAUGACAUGACGUACCGGCUAACUUUACUUCUUUCUUUCCGUUGAAUAUGACGUAAGAUGAAUACGAACUACUCUAUGAAUGAUUGCAUUUCUAUCUGUCCUACCUGUUAUCUCUUGACAUACUGAGAGUGGGUGUGAACUAUUAUACAGAACUAGUAGAGCUAUAUUGUUAAGUAAGUGCAAACGCAAUCAUAAUAGUGAGCAGCAUAGCAUUCAUUUCGCUUCCGUCCGGGUGCAAAUCAUUCCUGUUGAUGCCAUUCAUUUGCAUGCAACUCCUUCUUUUUGGAUAGUGCAGUAAUAAUUAUUUUAAAAACCAAGUAAGAUUUCAAGUAUCAUACAGCUACAGGCUUUUAAAGUGUUUACCGUUUCAUGCACAGAUUACUAGUAUUAUAUCUUCCCAGUAGAAGCAACUCGUCACAUCCACAUGUAAACUGAAGAUCCGCACAUCCUAUUUUUUAGUAUUUUCUAGACAUAUUUUAGUCCAUAUUUUAGUUGUAGUGUGGCUAAGUUACCAUUCAUCCAUAGCAUUUACAAACCGUGGCAUUUCACUACAUACAACUGUAACAUUCUGAUAGUCAGGCAUUGUGAGUAUCAUAAUAACGAUAAUAAAAUGGAUCUUGAUAGUGAAA